Messenger RNA from Megalobrama amblycephala (Wuchang bream), 4917 nucleotides. Its product is annotated as adhesion G protein-coupled receptor E1-like. The record is from RefSeq and is a predicted model, not a curated record. NCBI's taxonomy places the organism in Eukaryota, Metazoa, Chordata, Actinopteri, Cypriniformes, Xenocyprididae. Bases 378 to 2675 code for a protein of 765 amino acids. Gene Ontology annotation, molecular function: G protein-coupled receptor activity; calcium ion binding. The transcript has 18 exons. Gene Ontology annotation, biological process: adenylate cyclase-activating G protein-coupled receptor signaling pathway; cell surface receptor signaling pathway. Gene Ontology annotation, cellular component: membrane.
UCUCUCUCUCUCUCUCUUCAGUGUCAGUUAUGAAUAGCUGCGGACUUCUCGCACAGUAGCGACACACACACUGAAGAGUGGAGGAGGAAUAUAACGGACGAGGCCUGUGGAAAAAAAAGAUGAAAAAAUAGUGGAAACUCUCAGACCGCGUGGAUUAAGACAAACAAAGCAGAAAGACGAGACGAACCCGAGGAGGAAUCAUCUGGAAAACUGACUGGAAACUUUUGAAAAACAGUCCAAAGGAGCUUCUUAUCGAGAUUUCAAACCUCUUCAGGAUUUUAAGUGAAAGUCAGACUGACGGGAAAUCUCCGACGCCUUACUGGAUUACAGAUUUCCUUUGGGAAUUUCAUAUCAUAAACCGACUGGGACCUGACAGCAUGCUUCCUAACAUGGAGAUGAAGUGGGCACUUCUACUUCUGGGUUCUUUCCUGCUGUGUUGUGAGUCUCGUGAAUGUAGCAUUGGAUUCAAAAUAAAAAACAAGACCUGUGUUGAUGAAGAUGAGUGUGAGACGCCGAGUCAGUGUGGUGAUAACGCUCAGUGUAUCAAUACAAAUGGAAGUUACUACUGCACCUGUGAUGAAGGAUUUCGAUCAAACACACCCAAUUUCACAGCAGAUAAAGGACAGUGUUUAGAUAUCAAUGAGUGUUUUAACAAGAAAGUUGAAUGCUCAGGUGAGAAGGAGUGUGUGAACACCUCAGGCUCCUACAAUUGCACGUGUCCUAAAGGAUAUCGUGACUCAGAAUGUGGAGAUGAGGAUGAGUGUUUGUCCUCAGUGUGUGGAGUUCACAGCAAAUGCAUUAACACACCUGGCAGUUUCUUCUGCACCUGUUACCCAGGGUUUGAUAAACUUGAGAACGGCACCUGUGCAGACAACAAUGAGUGUGAAGAUCCAGAAGUUUGCGGCACAAACGCCAAAUGCUUCAAUCUUCCAGGCAGAUACAGGUGCACAUGUCACCAGAGUUACAGUAACUACGGCAACGACCAGUCAAAAUGCAUCAAGAUGAACUGUGACGAGUUUAAGAUAGAGUCUGAUAUGGAGGAAAUGCCUAAACAGUGGAAGGAUUUACUGACGCGGUUGAGGAACAGCUGUGAGUCUCUUAGUGGUCCAAAUGGAGGCAGUCAAGCUGGAGAACAGUUACUGGAGAACCUGUUCACCUCCACCGACGAGCUGCUGUCGGGUGGAAACAUCACUAGCGGAAAGAUGUUGAGUCAGUUUCUGGACACGGUGGAGAACAGCAUGCGUCUGAUCGGACCUCAGCUUAAAGAGCCUGUGACCAGGAUGGAGACGCACAACACCUUCGCUGAGGUUGUAGUCACACGGAGUCAGACUCCGCCCACUGGGAGUGUCACUCUGAGCACAGACUCCGCCCUCUUCAACACCAGCUGGGAGACAGUUGUAGGGAAAUCAUAUCCAGGUUUUGCGUUUGUGGCGCUGGUCAGUUAUAAAGAUCUGGACACAUCUGGCCAUCAGUUCCACAAGAUCAGCAGAACAUCACAGGAGCAGGAGAGCAGAGAGGGAGAAAUCACUUAUCAGCUCAACUCGAAGGUGGUGACGGCCGUCGUCAGUAAUCCAGAAACCAAACAGCUGUCUGAGCCGGUGAUGCUCAUCUUUACGCACAAUGAGGAGAGGGCGGAGUCUGGGGGUGUGGCUUACUCCUGUGUGUUCUGGAAUAAGGCUGAGGGGGCGUGGUCUGGGCGGGGCUGUGAGAGGGCGUGGUCUAACAGCACUCACACAGGCUGUUCCUGCUCUCAUCUCAGUAGCUUCGCUGUGCUGAUGGCCCUUUAUCCCAUACAGGACUCGUUUGAGCUGGUGUUGAUCACACGUGUGGGUUUAGGUCUGUCUCUGGUCUGUUUAUUUCUCUGUAUCCUGACGUUCCGGUUCUGCCGCUCAAUCCAAGGAACCCGAAACAGCAUUCAUCUUCAUCUGAGCGUGUGCCUCUUCAUCGCAGACCUCGUCUUCCUCUGCGGGAUCUCCAGCACUCACAACAAGGUAGCGUGUGCGAUUGUGGCCGGCCUGCUUCAUUACUUCUUCUUGUCUGCGUUCUGCUGGAUGCUGCUGGAGGGGGUUCAGCUCUACCGGAUGCUUGUGCUGGUGUUUGAAAAAACGAUAAAACAUCUCUACAUGUACGCCGUGGGAUACGGAGUCCCUCUCGCCAUCGUCAUUAUCUCUGCCAUCUCUUAUCCGCAGGGAUACGGCACGGAUCGACACUGUUGGCUCUCCCUUGAAUUCAUGUGGAGCUUCUUCGCGCCCGUCUGCAUCAUCGUCAUCCUCAACAGCCUUGUUUUCGUCAUGACCGUGUGGAAACUGGCCGAAAAGUUCUCCAGCCUCAACCCGGACCUCUCCAAACUCCGCAAAAUCAGGGGUUUCACGGUGACCGCAGUGGCUCAGUUGUGUGUUCUUGGAGGGAUGUGGGUUUUUGGCUGCUUCCUCUUCCAGCAUGAGGGAACUCAGGUUUUGUUGUACCUCUUCACCAUCCUCAACAGCCUCCAGGGGGCGCUCAUCUUCAUCAUGCACUGCCUGCUCUCCAAACCGGUCAGAGAGGAGUAUUGCAAGCUGAUUAGUAGGAUCUGCUCACAAAAGGAGAAGAAAUAUUCAGAAUUCAGCACCAAUGCGUCCAGCAACAGUCAGCGACCUCUGCGGAGCGAUCAGACCACAGGAGAGUCGAAGAUAUAGAGCAGCUGUCGUGUCCUGGAGGAUCUUCACAGAUGUUUGACCUUUUAAAGGCACAUGGAAGCACAACUUCUCACAUGGGACAGCUUUCCAUUGAGAAGAUCUUAAACUGCUUUCUUUCUGUCUGUUAAGCAAGAGUAUGUCAGGUGUAGGCUCGUCACAUGACGCAUGCGUCACUGGUGGCGGAUUUGAUACAUAUCAGCUAAAAUGUCUAGGUCUGAUUUCUUCCUGUACUGGACUUUGGAGACACUUUAGCUCUUCUUUGUCAAGCCUUUAGUGGAAAAUGUCUUACUUUACAUGCAAAAGGCAGCUUUUAUUUGCUUAUAUGAGAAACGUUGUUUGUGAACAUGAUAUUUGAAGAACUAGUCUCCAAUCUGCCUUAAGAAAGAGGUAAUUUCUCAAAGACACAUCUGUUCUCUGAAGCCUUAAUCUGCAAUUAAUCACAGAUGCAGGUUUAUGUGAUCUGCACUUACACGCCACUUUACGUCUUUAAGCUGUUGAGAAAUUUAACCUCUAUUUAUGUGGGAAACAGAUGAGGUACUUUAGAUUCGUGAAGCUAUUUAAACCGAGCCGACAUUGCAUUGCACAGAGCAGGUCUUAGUUAAUGUCACAAAGAGGGCUUAAAUCCUCAUCCUCUUCAAAAUCGAAGUAAUUCUAUAAUAUCAUUUGCCUUAGUUGGUCCACAAGCUUGCAGCAUUGGCUGAGGCCGUUGUUUCACAUUUGAAAAGGAAACAGAAAAGACGCAACAACAACAGACGCUAGCGUUGAUAAGCGUUUCUGAGAUUCCCCCAAAUCUAUAGUUUAAAGACUUUUUAAUGGGUUAUAACAUCUGGGUAAAAAUAGCGCACACAAUCAACUGUAGCAUAAUCUGAAAGGCCAUGCGUUUGUGUCAAAACUAACGCAUACUUAGUGUUUAUAUUUUUAAAAACGAAAAGUGAUUUUGUUAGAAGAUCAAGAUAAUGCAAAAGUUUAAUAUCUCUAGCUUCUGCAACACAGAUUUUUUUAACCCCUUCAGACCUUGCGUCCAUUGGAAUGGCCAUCACAUGGUUUUUGGUUUAAACCAAUAAGAUUUUAUGUUUUUUAUAAUAUAAGUACUGCCUGGUCACUGAUUGGUCCCAGAUCUACCAAUCACAAUGAAAGAAUUACCCAGAACUUAAUCUGAUUGUGCUUCAGGCAUCACAAAAAACAGGCAUGGCUAACCAACCAGACAGGAGGAGGAGGAGGAGGAGCUGCUUUUUUAUCUUUAUAUGAAGAUCUAUGUUCAUGGCAUCAUCAACUUGCACCUAUUACAAUCUUAAUAAUAUCAAGUGAUAAUAUUCAAAGUUAAUUUGAAAAUCUUUCAGAGCUUUUUUUAAGUUUGAUGUACAUCACAAUGGACAUUAGCUCUUAAUCAUAUUAUUAUUAUUUUUUUCUGAUUUUGUCUUCCAUGUUGUGAUCAUAAGCUGUCAUUCAGUUUUUCAUUAGUUUUAGUGAAAAACAUAAAUGUGAAAUGAGUGCAUACACUGCAACACACACACACACACAGAGACAUAUACACACAUAUUCCCAUUCACCCGCUGCAAACAACAAAAAUAACAAAACAAGUUUUCUUAUCAUUCAUCUUACAUUUUCUCUACAGUCUUAUUGCAUUGCUCUUUGUUACAGUAUGUGUUCUUUUCAAAAUGUUCAAUGCUAUAGUUCACAUAUUGUGUUAAGAACUGUAUGGUUAAAAAUUUUUGUUGCUUAAGCCCCUGAUGUCCAUUGUAGUGGACAUGAUAAAAAUCUAAUAAAAAAAAUGAGUUUGCACAAAUCUUUUUUUUUUAGAUUCAUUUAUACAUUAAAGAAGAGCAAAUAUCAAGUGAAUAUAUAUAUAUAUAUAUAUAUAUAUAUAUUUUGCUCAGUGGAAUAUAAUUCAGGUCUGAAGGGGUUAAGCUAACUAUUCUAUAUGUAAUGAUGAUAUUUGAUAGAAACAAAUGUUUUAUUUUACAUUUUCCACAAUGGAUAAUAUUUUUUCUUUUUAAGGAAAAAAGUUUUUUUGGCUGUUAUUUUUUUUUUAACUUGAUUUUGUCAUACUCUGUCCAUUAUUAUACUUCCGAUUGUAACGUUACUGUACGCAUUGUGUUUUAUUGCAUUUCCGUGUCUGAAUCAGUUCAAAUUUGUAACAAUCUGAGGGAAAUAAGGGGCAAUUUCAUUCCUUAAUGUGGUACUGCCAUGUUUUUGUGUUGUUGUUGUUUUAUAAGUAAAUAUUUAAUAAUUGCUAAAAGAA